Messenger RNA from Pseudophryne corroboree (corroboree frog), 980 nucleotides. RefSeq names its product ER membrane protein complex subunit 6 (gene EMC6). The record is from RefSeq and is a predicted model, not a curated record. Gene Ontology annotation, biological process: protein folding in endoplasmic reticulum; autophagosome assembly. Lineage: Eukaryota; Metazoa; Chordata; Amphibia; Anura; Myobatrachidae. The transcript has 3 exons. Gene Ontology annotation, cellular component: membrane; EMC complex; endoplasmic reticulum. Bases 297 to 629 code for a protein of 110 amino acids.
UGCCAGAAACCAAUAUGGCCGCCUGCACUCUCCACAAAGGCUAACGGAAGAGCUGGAAAUUUAUUUCCUGUGAUUUCUCAAGAUGGCGGAGAGCUUGCUGUGAGUGAGACUGGUCUGGUGGUGGGGACGAGAGGAGGCUGCCGGUGAGCGAGACAGCGAGGAACUGUUCACGGAGAGUAAUCAAGUGUAUCGUGAGGAGAUAAUAAGGGGAGCUGCAAAUAGGAAAGAGGAACCUACUUCUACAAACGCGUUUAUGGACUAACAAUUCUGUAGAAGAUACCCAUAGAGUUCCAGCAAUGGCUGCCAUAGCCCUGAAGAGAGAAGGCCCACAUUUUAUAAGUGAAGCUGCAGUACGAGGGAAUGCGGCGGUCCUUGACUAUUGCAGGACAUCGGUCUCUGCCCUCUCUGGAGCCACAGCUGGUAUCCUUGGCUUAACUGGCCUGUAUGGAUUCAUCUUUUACUUCCUCGCGUCCUUCCUCCUCUCCUUGCUCCUAGUAUUAAAGUCUGGACGGAGGUGGAAUAAAUAUUUUAAAUCGAGGAGGCCUCUUUUUACUGGAGGGCUAAUCGGUGGUCUCUUUACCUAUGUCCUGUUCUGGACUUUCCUAUAUGGCAUGGUGCAUGUGUACUGAACUCUGCCGUGUGGAUCUGCCUUUCAGUCAUACUCUUUUUAAUGGAAUUCAAAGACUCCUGCCCAACAGUUUGUUUCACUAGUCAGAUUUAGUUUUUAACUUAAUGAAAUGAUUGCGUGAUUUCGGUUAGUAACUUAUAAUUCUGUAUGCUUUCUUUAAUUAAAAUGAUUACACACUUCUAAAAUUACUUGUAUUUUGUCACGCAACUCAAAAAUGGUAUGGAAGUAUGGUAGGAACGUCUUAAUAAAAUAUGCAGUAUGUACAGUGUCUGUUAAUAUAUGUAUUCUACUGUACAAGUUGUCUAACCUCAGUAUGGAGCUCUGCAAUGCUUAGUAAACCUUUUUGCUGCUA